This is a messenger RNA of [Torrubiella] hemipterigena, 555 nucleotides long. Lineage: Eukaryota; Fungi; Ascomycota; Sordariomycetes; Hypocreales; Clavicipitaceae. The record is from the annotation of a GenBank genome assembly.
AUGGCCGAAGUCCUUGCCCCUUACUCGCACGAGCAUUUCCAAAGUCUUCCGACAGUCAAGGAUGCACACGACAGCUUCAUACUUCUUGAUGGUCAGAAUCAUGUCGAAUGGUUCAAAGACUUCUUUGUGAAAUACGGCAUGGAAAGAAGGUUUGGGUUGGCCAUGAUGCACCGCCAUUUUGACUUAGCUCCUGGCGAGAGACUAGUCGAGUAUUUGGGUACCUCAACUCCUUGGUCAGGCUCAUCAGUUGGAAUGAACGAACCACAGCCAUCCAUGUGGGCGUUUGACGAGGACGGGCUAUUGAGACCGACUGAAUACCACUAUUCGGCCAUAAUUGUUGAUGGAUUUGACCAGAAGGAGCUUGAAUUUUUGGCUAAGCUCAAACCUGAGCUCGACAUGCGCGGGCUGGCCAACCUCUUUGGCGUAGCCCGAUAUCCAGGAGACAACUUUAGGGGUUCCUGUGAAUUCACCCAGGGAAGGGCUAAUAUUAACCUACAGCCCAAAGAUGUACGGGAAUGCUGUUUAUUUCACCAAAUAAUGCUAAACGGUAGCUGA